This is a messenger RNA of Cydia amplana, 1546 nucleotides long. RefSeq names its product nuclear cap-binding protein subunit 3-like. Gene Ontology annotation, molecular function: mRNA binding; RNA 7-methylguanosine cap binding. The record is from RefSeq and is a predicted model, not a curated record. Lineage: Eukaryota; Metazoa; Arthropoda; Insecta; Lepidoptera; Tortricidae. The transcript is spliced from 4 exons. Gene Ontology annotation, cellular component: nucleus. Bases 36 to 1436 code for a protein of 466 amino acids.
UUGUUUAGCAGAAAUACAAUAACACAACAACAACAAUGGAAAUGGAUAAAGAGGAAGGAGAAAUGAGCGAUGAUGCUAUGCUAGAGGAUGACGAUAAUGAUUGUAUUCCAGAAGAAGACGUAAAGCCUACAUUGCUUUAUAAGGCAGAAAAGGAAGGAUUAAUCAUCACACAACUAGAAAAAAUUGACGCAAAGAAGUUAGAAGAGAGAGCAAAAAGAUUUGGGUUGAAUCUCUCAGGAAACAGAGUAGUAACACAAAAACAAAUUGAUGAGCUGUACCGUAAUUUUGGAAUUGAAAGUGGGAAUGAACGACAUUUUCGCUUUGAUGCACUACAUUUAAAUGGAGUUGCUGGACUUAAGGAAAAAGAUAUAUUUGAGUACCUUGCGGAUUAUAAACCAGUCAGCCUUGAAUGGAUUGAUGACAAUUCAUGUAACAUAGUUUGUCAAGAUCAUAUAUCAGCUGCAUUGGCAUUGUUAGUGCAUUCACGGGAAAUAAAAAAUGAAGAUUUAAAAGAUAUGCUCAAGAAAUCAUCACAUCACUGGAGGGAAGGUGUUCCAGACCCUAAAAAGGACCUGAUACUGAUGCGCUUUGCUACGAAUGGAGAUAAGAAAUUGCCAAAAAAGGUACCAGAAAGGAAAGCGCCAGAAGGGUAUUACGAUGAAAUUUUGGAUCCACCAACUAAAAACCCCUGGGGAGAUUUAUGUAAAUCUUGGGGUGUAUAUGACAAUCAGGAAGUUAUUCAGCGCAGAUUAUCCAAGAAUGAUUAUGAAGAUGAAAUAGAGGAACCUAUGCCAAAAGUACAAAUCAGAAAUAAGAGACUAGCCAUGCGCCUCGGCAAAAGACAUCAUAACAAUGUUGAAGAUCAGGAUGAAGACAGUGAUUCAGAUACUGAAUGGAAAAAGAAGUCUAAAGCCCCUAGAAUGAGAAUGCAUGCUGAUGACGAAGAAUCUAAGCAGAAUAAGAAAAGACAAGCCAUUGAACUGACUAAAGCUAUUGCCGAUAAAGAUGUUUAUGCUCCACUGUCCAUAGAAGUGGUAAAUUCUAGAAGUAAUUAUACACCAAGAGAAUCAGUACUGUUGUCAGAUAAAUUCAAGUACCACAAUAAAACAACUACAAAUAAAGCUAAAAACAAUGUCCAGUCAAGAUUGGGUGCAAAAAUUCUGCGUGACGAUGUACCAUCAUCAAGUGAUGAGUACUCAUACUCUUCUGAUGAAUCUGAUCACAACACAAUGAGUAGAGUUCAAAAAAUAUCUACUGCAAAGAGUUCCAGUGUAUGGUCAAGACUAGAUUCAAAGCCUACCACUACGAGUGAUCACAAUGAUUUGAGGCAGAUGCUAAAGUCUAAAAAGCAAUCUACCACUAAGACAGAUGAUUUAAGAGAUAGAAUUAGUAGAUACAAAAAAGCACCUUUAAGGAUUGAAAUAGACAAUAAAUAGGAAAUUAUCAUGUAGGUAAAUUGUUGGAAUGAUUAGCGAGAUCAUGGCCACGCGAAUACUGGCUCAGAUACCUGGAGAGGAUGAGGGAGCAGAGUUGUGCACUUCUCGAG